AUGGCGGAUAUCCCCAAUCUCAACUCUGGUGCUGGAUUGAAGAAGCUCGACGAGCAUCUUUCCACUCAAUGUUACAUUACAAGAGGUAUUUCUUGUGAAGGGAGUGGUGUCUCUAUUGAUGGAUUGGACACUAUCCCAGAAAAGGAUGGUAGGGUUGUUGUAAUUGAUGAUGACCUCCUUAUCAUGGAAGAGGCCGAAGAGGAAAAGAAAGCUGCUGAAAAGGAAGCAGCUUCUUUGAAAGCAUCCACAAAGAAGAAUGAACUUUGGCAGUCUGCGGUAAUAAUUAUCACACCGAGUGAUGCUGAGACCGACAUGAAGAAGCUGGAGAAAGAUUUGAGAUCUAUUCAAAUGGAAGGACUGUUUUGGGGACCAUCAAAACUUGUCCCCAUUGGUUAUGGACUGGAGUUGUUGCGGAUCGUAGCCACCGUCCCCUGUAAUGAGGAAUGGGAUAAUUUAGGCAUCCUUGUCGAUGAGCAUAUAUGGAAAUUUGGGAGAUUCAGCAUUGAUACUGCUGGCUUGUACGAAUCUCUACUUCUUAUAAAGCCGAAUGAUGACGAGGCUGACAUGAAGAAGCUAGAGGAAGCUGUUAGAUCCAUUCAUGCGACAGGAUUGUUUUGGGGAGAAUCAAGAGUUGUCCAAGUUGGUUGUGGAGUCAAGUUGUUGGGGAUCGAGUGCACUGUCAUUGGAGGCAUUAUGCGUCUUGGAUGCAAGGGGUUCUUAACGAUCGACGACAUUGUCAAAGAGGAAAUAAUGGGUCAUCCGUAUGUCGAGAGCUGUCAAGCUCUCCGCCUGGAUAGAAUAUGUAAUGGUAUCAAGUCAGAAGAGGAAUCUGAUUCUAAGGAUGAUGAUGCGGCUGAUGAUGAUGAUGGUUCAUUGAAAGCAUCGAAGAAAGAAUGUAAUCAUGUCUUGUCUUAA
Molecule: messenger RNA, 915 nt
Organism: Microthlaspi erraticum
Lineage: Eukaryota; Viridiplantae; Streptophyta; Magnoliopsida; Brassicales; Brassicaceae
Source: the annotation of a GenBank genome assembly